GGGCUGGAUUCCGCGACCCUGGGCUCGGGAAGAAGAGCUGGCAGCCUUCGAAGUGAGGGCAGCGCCGCGGCUUCAGGCACGCAGUGCGCAGGCGCGCGCGCGCAACGCGCAGGCGCCGCCCAGAAGUGACUUCUCCAAAAAGUGUCUUAGUUCCCGGUCACCUGAGCGUCCGCGACGCCUUCGCGGCAGCCACGCCUGUCGCAGCUCGUGUCCCCGGACCCCUGCUCCCGCUCCCCCCCACUCCCCCGCCUCCGCAGCUGCGAGCCGCUCGCCCCCACCCGGGCUCCGUCCUCCCCUCCGUCCUUUCCCUAGAGCCCGGCCGGACCGAACCGGGCCGAGCUGGGCCGCCCGGGCGCGCCCGCUCACCAUGGCGUCCCUCUUCAAGAAGAAGACCGUGGACGAUGUAAUAAAGGAACAGAACCGAGAGCUGCGAGGCACACAGAGGGCUAUAAUCAGAGACCGAGCAGCCUUGGAGAAACAAGAAAAACAGCUGGAAUUAGAAAUUAAGAAGAUGGCCAAGAUUGGUAAUAAAGAAGCUUGCAGGGUUUUAGCUAAGCAGCUUGUCCAUCUACGGAAGCAGAAGACAAGAACUUUUGCUGUAAGCUCCAAAGUCACGUCUAUGUCCACACAAACAAAAGUGAUGAAUUCCCAGAUGAAGAUGGCUGGUGCAAUGUCUACCACUGCAAAGACAAUGCAAGCAGUCAACAAGAAGAUGGAUCCACAGAAGACACUACAAACAAUGCAGAAUUUCCAGAAGGAAAACAUGAAAAUGGAAAUGACUGAAGAAAUGAUCAAUGAUACCCUUGAUGACAUCUUUGAUGGUUCUGAUGAUGAAGAAGAAAGCCAGGACAUUGUGAAUCAAGUUCUUGACGAAAUUGGAAUUGAAAUCUCUGGGAAGAUGGCCAAAGCGCCGUCGGCUGCUAGAAGCUUACCGUCUGCCUCCACAUCAAAGGCUACAAUCUCCGAUGAAGAGAUUGAACGGCAACUCAAGGCUUUAGGGGUAGAUUAGAUCACGAAGCCAUACUAUUGUCACUUUCUUACAAUUAUUUGACCUGAAGUGGGUCUGGUGUAGAUUCCUUGUACAAAACCAUUCAUUUUGCAAAAAUGAAGACCAUGAGUGAACUAUUGUUUCCUGACCCAUGGCUAUUUUGAACCUUUUGCCAAAGAAUUCCAGUGAUGCAAAAAUGGGAACAGUUUGGGUGUUGACUAGAACCACGAAGGUCUGAUGAUGUCUGCAAACUGAGUUCUUCCUGCAUGGCUUAGAGAAGCGGUGUCAUUACUUAGUGUCAAGGUGUGUUCUAAAUCUUUUCACACCGAAAUAAGAGUUCUUGUUGAAUGCCAGUAGGCACCAACUUAAAGAGACUUGUAAAAAUAUUAAAGAUAUAUCAUUAAUUCUG
Messenger RNA from Phodopus roborovskii (desert hamster), 1397 nucleotides. It is a transcript of the gene Chmp2b, whose product is annotated as charged multivesicular body protein 2B. The transcript has 6 exons. Lineage: Eukaryota; Metazoa; Chordata; Mammalia; Rodentia; Cricetidae. The record is from RefSeq and is a predicted model, not a curated record. Gene Ontology annotation, biological process: endosome transport via multivesicular body sorting pathway; protein transport; late endosome to vacuole transport. Bases 368 to 1009 code for a protein of 213 amino acids. Gene Ontology annotation, cellular component: multivesicular body; ESCRT III complex.